UAUGUUAGCGUCGUUGCGCCAAUAAUCCCAAAAUAUUGUGAUAAUUAUGAAUUGUAUUUAAUCUCAAGGAACAAACUGUUAUUUUUGUGUUAAAAUUCCAUUCAAGACAUAAUGAUUUAGGAACUAGAUAGUGGUUAUACUUACAACUUAUAAGUAUAACGUGCGUCUUAAAAAUGUCCGGCAGACCUCGAUUCAUAAAACCGGGCAACGACCCUCUCUAUCCAGCCAGGAACAAAGAUGGUGGAAUAGAAAUCCUCAUAAAUGAGAACACAGAUUCUGCACUGACCACAGAUAGUGAUGCUAAAACCAAUUUUGUGUACAACCGGUACCAUCAUCUACCCUUGACUAGUCAGCGACAAAAGCUCCCAGUGUUUCAGUAUAGAAACCAUAUAUUGUAUUUGCUGGAGAAAUAUCAGACUUUGAUACUUAUUGGAGAGACUGGGUGUGGGAAGUCGACACAAGUGCCGCAGUACCUCCACGAAAUCGGACAUAAAGUGGUCGUCACACAACCGCGCGUGGCGGCGGCGGCGUCCCUCGCGGCCAGGGUGGCGGAAGAAGUCGGGGACGCGCUCGGUGAGAGUGUUGGCUACGCGGCCGGUAUGACCAGUCUGCGCUCUCCUAAUAGUAGUAUCGUGUUCAUGACAGAGGGCGUAUUGCUUCGUGAAAUGUUCGCGUCUCCUCUUCUGAUGCAGUAUUCAGUCGUCGUUUUGGAUGAGGUUCACGAAAGAUCUCAAAUGACUGACGUGCUGAUGGGCCUCCUCAAGAAGAUAGCCAAAAAACGCAAAAACCUGAAAAUCGUCGUGUCUUCAGCCACUAUGGACGCAGAAUUCCUGAAGGACUUCUUCAAUUUGACAGACAAGAGAGAUAAAGAGAGAUCUACCUCUGUUGUUAUGUCUGUGCAGGGACGAACUCAUCCUAUAGAUGUGUUUUAUAGUCAAGAACCAGUGCCAGACUACGUGAAAGCUACGGUAGACACAGUCAUCAAAAUACACGAGAACGAACCUUUUGGAGAUAUUCUCGCGUUCCUCACUUCACAGGAAGAAAUACUAACAGCCCUGGAAACAUUACAACUGUACGCAGAAAGCAACAACGAGAAGAACAAAUACAGGAAAUCCUUUCCAAGCGGCAUACUGGCGGCGAAUUUAUCAAUACUACCGAUGUAUGGGAGCAUGCCACACUAUAAGCAGAUCAAGGUUUUCCAAAUGGCAGACAAGAAUGUUAGAAAAGUGGUAUUAGCUACUAAUAUAGCGGAAACUAGCGUCACUAUACCAGGAAUUGUUUAUGUAAUCGACUGUGGCUUCCACAAGCUGCCAUACUUCGACCCGUCGGUUGGCGUGGAGAGUCUCUGCGUCUGUCCGCUGUCGCGCGACAACGCGCGUCAACGCGCCGGUCGCGCCGGGCGCACGCAACGCGGGAAGUGUUAUAGGCUAUACACAGAGUCGGAAUUUGACAAACUGCCUGCAAGCGUGCCGCCGGAGAUUUCGAGAAGUGAUUUAUCGUCAGUACUGCUGCAGCUUAAAGCUCUCGGCAUACAUAAUUUACUCAGAUUCACAUUCCCAACGCCGCCGCCAGCGAAAAGUCUUCUGUCCGGCUUGGAAACUCUAUACGCUUUAAAAGCUGUAGAUAGAGAUGGCAAUCUAACGACGUCGCUAGGAGAAAAUAUGGCAGAGUUGCCGCUGAGACCGAUGUGCGCUAAAAUGCUUUGUAGUAGUGGUGAAUAUGGUUGCGUGGAAGAGGCUUUGUCGAUAGCUUGUAUGCUUCAAGUAGAAGGUAUUUUCACGAAGAGUUCUACGGGCAAGGACAACAUUGCUGCUAAGUUGUCUAGGCGAAAUAAUUUUGAGGUAGCCGAAGGCGACAUAAUAAUGUACUUAAACGUAUUCGAUUCAUAUAUGAAAAUAAAGAAUUCUACACAUGACGAGAAACGGUCUAAAAAGGCGUGCAGAGAAUGGUGUCAAAAGAUGUAUGUGAACCACCGCGUUAUGGAAAAGGCGUGCGAUAUUAGAGAUAGCUUAGAAAAACUAAUAAAGAGGAAGUUUGGUAUUGAAAAUAAAACAUUCGAAGGACCCGACUUAGGAACAGAGAAAUGCCAGAGGAUUAUGAAGUGCGUGCUAUCAGGAUUUUUCCCCCAAGCGGCGCAUUUGAGCACAGACUCCACAUACAGAAGCGUCAGAGGCGCCGUGUUACACAUCAGCCCGGAUAGCUGUUUGUUCAGAGUGCAACAGCCGUCCUGGGUGGUGUUCGCAAGUGUCCAGAGUACGGGAGACAAGACUUACAUGCGAGAUAUGAUGACGAUUAAUAAGGAAUGGCUGUUAGAAAUAGCCCCGCAUUAUUAUAAACAAACCUAGUCAUAAAAAAAUCGAAAUAAGAUGUCAUAUAUUAAAGAAAAAAUGACGAUCCGGCCUUCAC
Messenger RNA from Leguminivora glycinivorella, 2406 nucleotides. Its product is annotated as probable ATP-dependent RNA helicase DHX35. Gene Ontology annotation, cellular component: intracellular anatomical structure; catalytic step 2 spliceosome. Bases 174 to 2345 code for a protein of 723 amino acids. The record is from RefSeq and is a predicted model, not a curated record. Gene Ontology annotation, molecular function: ATP binding; RNA binding. The transcript has 16 exons. NCBI's taxonomy places the organism in Eukaryota, Metazoa, Arthropoda, Insecta, Lepidoptera, Tortricidae.